Messenger RNA from Suillus fuscotomentosus, 816 nucleotides. RefSeq lists its product as uncharacterized. Bases 1 to 816 code for a protein of 271 amino acids. The transcript has 2 exons. Lineage: Eukaryota; Fungi; Basidiomycota; Agaricomycetes; Boletales; Suillaceae. The record is from RefSeq and is a predicted model, not a curated record.
AUGUAUGUUGAUGUGGGGUUUGCCAAAAAUACCCUUCCCUCCAGUGUGUUUGACUGCAUCCAUGCUUACAUGGAUAUCUCACCAGAGGACAGUGAACUUGGUUGGCGACUGUCAACCGACCGCUGUUCAGAUCCACCAGCUCGUUUGAAGACAUCUUUUGACCUCAAAAAUGCAUUCCAAUUGGCAAGAGCAAAGCGCUACUCAGGUAGGAAGGAGAAGCACAUGAAAAUAGAGAUAUCAAACCUUAAAUCUAUUUCAAAGAUUAUCAGCGCCAAGCAAGGUGGUGAAAACAGCCAUCUCUCCAACAUUUCAGCUCAACCAAUCACCUUGCCAAGUCCAACCGUUCACAACUACAUCCAUCUCAGGGGCGAGGCAGCCAAUCAGAAUCAAUUGCUGCAUGCUGGAAUCAAAUGUCCACAUGACAUAUACCUCAAGAUGGAUGAUGAGUCAGAUGAUGAGCUGCAACUCCCCAUUUGCAAUGUCCUUGAUAUUAUUGAUGCUCUCUUUCCUGCAAUGGACUUCCAUCAGUAUCUAGGCGCUUUGCACUGCCAAGGCAUCACAUAUCUAGCUAGUGCAGUCAAUUUUGACUGCGAUUUUUAUGUCAGUGAUGUCAGAAUGUCGAGGGGGGCUGCAUCACUAUUCUGCAGACAGGUCAACAAGAUGAAGAUGAAGAAUGAUUGGGCUGUGGUGAGGCAAAAAGCAAAGGGUAAAAAGUGUGCUCGUAUUUCUUAUGACGACCGAGACGAAGAGUUCCUCUUAAGAGAGGCUGAUUUCGAAUAUACAAAACACUUGCCUUCCAACAUUACAAGCACUUAG